AACUACACAUAAAUACCUGCAACUUUUUGUUUUUGGUAAAUAUGAUCGUAAUGGUUUUUUAAAAAGCUGAAGUUGGUGGAUGCCGAUUAUAAUUUUACCAAAUAAACCUCAGCUGAAGCUCCAGUUCAUCAACUCUCUGAACAUGGGUACACAGACUUUCCUCGAAUUUCCGAGGGCAAAUUCGUUAAUCGAACCUCCUUGUGUUGAUUCAGAUGAUUAUUGAUGAUGGCUACUCCAAAUUUGUGCUCCAACUUCUUACUUCAGCUUGAAAACCCUUAGACAAAAACUACUGGGUUUAGAGACACAGAUUGAUGGCUAUAGCUCGGUUCGGUCGCCAAGCAAAACGCUCAUAUGGGUUCUGCUUGAGGAUGACAGCAGUGGCCAUCUUGGGUCUGUGUUUUAUUUUCAUUUGGUCUGUAUUUUCAUCUCCUUCUUCUUCUGUGACCUCUCAAAGAAGUACAUUUAACGAUAUCCCAAAACCUGUAUCGUCUAAUGGGAAAGUGGGUGGUUCUAAGAAUCAUAAGGUUGAUACAGGAGACAAGAAAGUAAAGAAAUUCGAAUCUGAUUUGAAAAAGGAAGAGGAAAAGGUUAAUGGGUCUGUGCCUUUUGUGUCUGUUAAUGAACAGGAGGCUGAGAAAGAAAUGGGUAAUGAGAGAAAAGAUGGGAAGUUACCCAAAGAGGUUGAUGAUAGGAAUCAUGGGUCAGAAGGAUCUGAAGGUAAGGAGGUGAAGAAAGAUGAAGAGAAUGAAGAAGGAGAAGCAGAUGAUAAGGAAGGGGAAUUGGUGGAGAGUGAAGGCAAAGAGAAUGAGGAAGUGGAAGUGGAUGGUGAUUUGAUUACUGCUGCAGAUGGGGAUCAGGAAAUCAUGGAGAAUGUGGAAGAUGAGAGUGGUGGGUUGAAAAGCAGUGGGAAGAAGAGAAAGAAAGUGGGUCCUUUGUUCGAUCCGAAAGCACGUUAUACUUGGAGAUUAUGUAGCACAAAAAGCAAGCAUAAUUACAUCCCUUGUAUUGACAUUGAAAGUGCCAAACUGCAGAGUUAUAGGCAUCAUGAGAGGAGUUGCCCUCGAACUGCUCCAAUGUGCCUUGUUCCUCUUCCCCACGAGGGAUACUCGACUCCAGUUAGCUGGCCCGAAAGCAAAUUGAAGAUACUGUAUAAGAAUGUGGCACAUCCAAAACUUGCUGCAUUCAUCAAGAUGCACAGUUGGGUGGUGGAGUCUGGAGAAUAUCUCACUUUUCCCCAGAACCAGUCUGAAUUCAAGGGUGGAAUUCUGCAUUAUCUUGAUUACAUUGAAGAGAUGGUACCGGACAUUGAAUGGGGAAAGAAUAUUCGCAUAGUACUGGAUAUUGGAUGUACAGAUUCAAGUUUUGGAGCUUCUCUACAUGAUAAGAAUGUAUUGACACUUACACUAGGCUUGAAGGAUGACCUAGUGGACUUAGCACAGGUUGCCCUUGAGCGUGGAUUUCCUGUAGCAGUCAGCCCGUUUGGAACUAGGAGACUUCCUUUCCCUAGUGGUGUUUUUGAUGCAAUUCAUUGUGGUGAAUGCCGUAUUCACUGGCAUUCUGAUGGGGCUAAGCUUCUUCUCGAGAUGAAUAGGAUUUUGAGGCCUGGUGGGUACUUUAUUUUGUCAACUGAACGUGACACCAUUGAAGAUGAAGAAGCUAUGUCCACAGUGACAGCAUCUAUAUGUUGGAAUAUCCUGGCUCAUAAAACUGAUGAAGUCAGUGAAGUAGGUGUCAAAAUAUAUCAGAAACCAGAAUCAAAUGAUAUAUACGAGUUGAGAAGAAAGAAAAACCCUCCUCUAUGCAAGGAAAAUGAGAAUCCAGAUGCUGCCUGGUACACUCCAAUGAAAACUUGCUUGCACACAAUUCCUUCUGCCAUAGAACAACGUGGGACUGAGUGGCCUGAGGAAUGGCCCAAGAGGCUUGAAACUUUUCCCGACUGGAUGAACAAUAGAGAGAAACUGAUUGCUGACACUGAACACUGGAAAGCUAUUUUUAACAAGUCCUACCUCACCGGGAUGGGUGUUGAGUGGUCAAAUGUUCGGAAUAUAAUGGACAUGAAAGCCAUCAAUGGAGGAUUCGCAGCUGCCCUCUCACAACAGAACGUUUGGGUUAUGAAUGUGGUCCCUGUACAUGCACCAGACACACUUCCUAUAAUCUUUGAACGUGGACUUGUUGGCAUCUAUCACGACUGGUGCGAGUCUUUUGGUACUUAUCCAAGAUCGUACGACCUUUUGCAUGCUGAUCAUCUCUUCUCAAGGCUUAAGCACAGGUGUAAGCAGCCAGUGGCAAUUGUUGUUGAGAUGGAUCGUGUAUUACGGCCUGGCGGUUGGGCAAUUCUACGUGAUAAGAUGGAGAUACUUGAUCCUCUACAGGAAAUAUUUAGAAGUUUGCAUUGGGAGGUCCGGAUGACUUAUGCUCAAGAUAAGGAGGGUCUCAUGUGUGUCCAAAAAACUAUGUGGCGGCCUUGAAACUCUGUUUGCAAUGUGCAUCGAGUGACCCCCGGUGGCUUCAGGUUACAUUCUUCCCCUCCUUUACCAUACAACAAAACCAAGGCAAGCUUUUAAGCUCACUUGUGUUCGAAGGAAGAGCAUUGAUUUUCUUUAUCAAUUUUGUGAGAUAUACAAGUUCAUUUGUUCGUUAUUACUAACAUGACAGUUGUCAGAUACUACCAUUUCACAAUUUUUUUUCUUUGUACUCAUUGAUUUUUGGGGUGUAUUUUGACAUCUGAUGGAAAUGAAAGCAAUUAUGUUCAGCAUCAA
This is a messenger RNA of Cornus florida, 2759 nucleotides long. Its product is annotated as probable methyltransferase PMT28. Lineage: Eukaryota; Viridiplantae; Streptophyta; Magnoliopsida; Cornales; Cornaceae. The record is from RefSeq and is a predicted model, not a curated record. Gene Ontology annotation, molecular function: methyltransferase activity. The transcript has 9 exons. Bases 312 to 2468 code for a protein of 718 amino acids. Gene Ontology annotation, cellular component: endosome; cytoplasm; trans-Golgi network.